This is a messenger RNA of Puntigrus tetrazona (Sumatra barb), 3020 nucleotides long. RefSeq names its product bicaudal C homolog 2 (gene bicc2). Gene Ontology annotation, molecular function: protein binding; RNA binding. Lineage: Eukaryota; Metazoa; Chordata; Actinopteri; Cypriniformes; Cyprinidae. The record is from RefSeq and is a predicted model, not a curated record. Gene Ontology annotation, cellular component: cytoplasm.
AUGGCGGCCCCAGAGACAUGCAGCUCCCUUCCUGAGCCUCCUGAAGCAGAGUCCUGCGACGGACCUCAGCUGGACCCCAACCAGACCCCGCAAAACCAGAACAACAACAAGAAGAAAGAGGAGGAUGACGAGGACGAAGAGGAUGAAGGAUCUGAACUUCAGGACCAGGAGCCUUCAGACCCGGAGUGUGUGGAGGAGAGAUUCCGGAUCGACCGGAAGAAGCUGGAGCUCAUGCUGUACGCUCCUGCUGAAGGUUCAGGGCUGUCAGGCGAGGAGUUCUUCCAGAAAGUGAUGAGAGAAACACACACUCAGGUAAAAUGGCCAUCCAAGCUGAAGAUCGGUGCCAAAUCAAAGAAAGAUCCUCAUGUGAAAGUGGAGGGGAAGAGAGCAAACGUUCUGGAGGCCAAGCGCAAGAUUUUGGAGCUCCUAGAGACUAAGGUGAAUAAAGUCACACUGAAGAUGGACGUCACGCAUACAGAGCACUCUCAUGUGAUUGGGAAAGGAGGCGGAAACAUUAAGAAGGUCAUGGAGGACACUUCCUGUCACAUUCACUUCCCUGAUUCCAACCGAAACAACAGCGCGGGAGAAAAGAGUAACCAGGUGUCAAUCGCUGGGCCGGUUCAGGGGGUGGAGUCUGCCAGGAGACAGAUCCGGGACCUGCAGCCGCUGGUUCUGACCUUUGACCUUCCGGUGACCCUUGUGGGGGGUGUGGUGUGUGACACGGGCUCUCCGGUGAUUCAGCACGUGGCUCAGGCGUUCGGAGUGAGCGUCAGCUUCAGGACGCAGCCCAAACUCUACAGCAGCACCUGCAGCGUGAGAGGAACGCAGGGGAACGCCGCGGCCGUCAAGAAGGCCACCUGCGUGCUGAUGGAGCUGCUGCUGGGCUCCGAGGCCCUGGCCGGGGUCACGGGGGUGAUGGUGAGCACACAGCUGGACGUGACCUCGCAGCAGCACCUCUUCCUGUUGGGUCAGAACGGAGCCAACUUCCUGACCGUCAUGCAUCAGACGCACACACAGAUCAUCCUGCCUGACCUCAGCGCUCCGCAGCACACACCCUCGCUGCUGAUCCAGGGCACGGCCGACGGAGUGUGUGUUGCUCGCCAGCAGCUCAUGGACUGUCUGCCCGUCUGCCUGAUGUUUGAUUUGAAGGACGAGGGAGAGUCUGACCCUCGGAAACUCGCUCAGAUGAUGCAGAAUCUGGGUGUUUUCAUCAGCAUCAAACCCAAGGUCAAGCAGACAGCGAAGUCGGUGGUCGUUAAAGGUUUGGAGAGGAACAUCGUUAGCCUUUAUGAGGCCAGACGUCUGCUGCUGGGCCUGGACUCCACUGAGGUUUCCAUGACAACCAAGAAUGUGUCUGAGGUGACCAAGACCCCGGCGGACCCUCUGGUGGCCAAUAAUGGAAUCACAAGCUACUGGAUCAAUGUUCUUCUGCAGCAGCUGCGCCUCACUGAGACAGGUGCUGUGUCCGCUCCUGAUGCCACAAUUGGCUCUCUCUCUGGAAAGCCCCGCCCCUUGCCUCCCGGAUUGGCUAUUUCAUUAGAAGAUAAACGGAUAGGAAUCAAAGGAGUUGAAUCUAAAUUAGAAAAGAUUCCAGAGGCUGAGGAUCAGCCGACACAAUCAGAGAUGGAGGCCUGCGUCUCGCCACAUGCAGAGGUCACAGAGGUCAGAGAGGUCGUUGUCAAGCCAACUGUCUCGAGGAGAGGCAGCCAAUCAGAGGCCUUGAGAGAGCCAAACCCACCGUUCACGCCGGAGAGGUCAGGGAGAGUGGAGGUGGAUGGUGUUUAUCUGAACAGAGACAGACGCUGUAGUCUGAGAAUAUUCCCAUCUGUGGACAAUAAUAAUGAGGAUCGUGAAUACGAGAGAAAGAAGCUUCUGGCAACUCAAGCCAUGCAGCAGAAGCCCGUGGUGACGGAGGUUCGAACCCCUACAGACACCUGGAGCGGCUUGGGCUUCUCCAAAUCAAUGCCCACUGACGCUGUGAAAGAGCUGAGAGCCGUGAGCCGCCGCUGCUACAGACCCUACCACAACCAGCAGUCGUGGAGUUCACAGAACUCAAAGGAACGUGGUUGGAACGGCAGCGACUCUGAAAACUGGAGAGAAAGACGUGGAUCUCUGUCUUCAUCCCCACCUCCAUCAUCAUCCUCAUUCACUCCCUACAGUCUGUCAGCGUCCCGAACAACUGAGGGAUACCUCGCUGGCUCUGAGGACGGGGCAUCCAGACAUUUGAUUGGCAGGUCUCCCAGUCCCUCCCACGCAGACGAUCUUAUUGAGUUACUGGCACAGUUGGGUCUGGAGAAGUACAUCGAUAUUUUCCAACAACAGGAGAUUGAUUACCAAACGUUCCUGACGCUCUCAGAUGAGGAUUUGAAGGAAGUGGGCGUGAACACAUUUGGAGCGCGACGCAAGAUGAUCCUCGCCAUCACGGAUUUAAGCAAAAAGAGGAAGUUUUUUCCAGAAGUGCCCUGCAUGAAGUCGGGAUACCUGGAGGGAGGCGCGAGCGGCCGUCUUCCGCGGAUCAUGAACGAGGACACAGCUGCCAAGAGUAACCGCUGGUGACGGGACGGUCUGACCGCUGCAGAGCUUCCUAUAAUGCCCCUGGGGCCGCUUUGUGCUUCCUGUCAUGUGGCCCUCUGGGACCAAUCAAAGUAUGACAUGAUAGAUGAUUUCCAUAUAAGACAGAGAGGACAGAUGUGCUGUGACUCUCAGAGGAAACACGCAGAGAAGUGUGACCUUCAUCGUGAACCGACCGACUGCCCGUCCAGAACUCACGCUUAGUAUGCAAGUCUCUGCCCCUCUCUACCUCUGUUUCUCUGUCCGCUGCUCCUCUAUGCAAAACUUCAUUUCCUUCAUGUUCAAAUACGAGAAUACUUUACGACUAUGCUUUAAUGUCAGGUAAAUUUGGAUCUUCCAUUAAAUGAGAACCAAAAGCACAGUUUCCUGUAUUAAUUUGAAGUAAUGUUGGAUUUUAGAGUUGGAUUAUUAUUUUAAUGUAAAUAUUUUUUGUGACAAAAAACAUUAGU